Messenger RNA from Scheffersomyces stipitis CBS 6054, 942 nucleotides. RefSeq lists its product as uncharacterized. The annotation marks the transcript as partial. The record is from RefSeq and is a predicted model, not a curated record. Lineage: Eukaryota; Fungi; Ascomycota; Pichiomycetes; Serinales; Debaryomycetaceae. Gene Ontology annotation, biological process: lipid metabolic process. The transcript has a single exon.
CCAAUUGACCGAGACAUAUAUUCAAAUCUUUUUACUUACGCUCACCUCAUAGAUAUCUCAUAUUGUAUAUCUAGCGUUGGAGGAAUAAGUGAACCAUUUCAAUGUGAUUUGAGCUGUGAAGAACGGUUUCCUAAUGUGACUUUGGCGUACCAAUGGUAUUUCGAUGAUCUGGUAACAGGAUACAUAGCCACUACCUAUGCCAACAUCUUUAAUUAUAACGAUACAAGCACUGAAAAACCACCGAAGAAGACAAUUAUAGUCUCACUCAGAGGUACACGAUCGUUUUUCGACUCUUACACUGAUUUGAAAGUCGACAUGGUACAAUAUUCCAACCUUAGACACAAACUCCCGUAUUGCGGAGACAAUUGCAAAGUUCACAAAGGAUUCUUUGAAUACUACAUCCACACUCUUCUUAAUAUCAGAGUAGUUUUAGACAAGGAAUUAAACUAUGAAAACUGCGAGUUGCUCAUUGUGGGCCAUUCAAUGGGAGGAAGUGUAGCUCUUUUACUCGCGCUACAUUAUCUAGAUCUAGGGUAUGUCCAAAUGACUUUGGUGACAAUGGGACAACCUUUAGUAGGAAACAGAGAGUUUGUCAAGUGGGUUGACAAGGUAAUGGGUAGUAAUAUUGAACCCAAACACAACACCUACAAUAGAAAGUACUUCCGAAUAGUACAUAAGAAUGAUAUUGUGACCACUAUCCCGAAUAACAACAUUUUGAACGCCUAUCACCAGUUUGACAACCAGAUCUACUUGAACUGCUCGUCAGACACAACAGUACCAUUCCCAGAUACAGUGGUGGAUUGUGUAACGGGAGACAAUCCUUACUGUAUCAGGAAAGACUUCCAGGGCAUCAGCCUAAUAGACUACAUUAGUCGCAACUAUUUUAAAAGUCACAACACGUACUUUCGUAAGCUAGGGCUUUGCGGAAUGAAAAUCAAAUAG